AUAUUUAUUCGGAUAUAUCUGUAAUUCUGUGGAGCUCGAAGCAACCCACUCGUUUUUUACUGAGAUAAACUUUCACAUUAUGAGUUACUGAAGUGCAGAAUAACAUGUUUUGCAUAAAACUUCGAUUUAUUAAUAGUUACAAAUAUUGCUAGUUAUUACUAUAUGUAAUUUUCAGAUGUAGUCACAUUAUCUACAUUAUGUAGUCACUUAUCUACGAAAAUGUACGUGGGUGUCAAAAACAGGUUCUGUUGUCAAGGUGGAACACAUCGAUCGAUAUUUUCGAAAGCGGGCGAACGCAGGCAUUUCUACAAUUUAAAUUUUCUUUUGAACUGUGUUCAACGAGAAUUUUCGUUUUCCAAGAGCGUUCAACAUCCCUUUCAAUUUUCUUCGGACGAUCUCUCUACGUUUCUAACCACAACGAUAGUGUUUUCUAUCAGUGAUCGUUUUUCGAUCGUAGCAAGGUUAUAUUCGUGAAUAAUAAACAAUAAGGAACGAUAUCAAAAUGCCAAGUCCUUCCACCGAUCGCUUAUUAGCGGAAAGUCGGUGGAAGAUGUGAAACUUCAGAAAAAUACAACGAUGAAAUCUAUGUAUAAAUUGUUUUUCUUGUGCCUUAUCUUCGUUGCAUUAAUAAUAUUGCUCAAUUUAACCAAUUUCUCAAACAAAAUAUACGAUGCACAGACCAAGGAGGCUGCUGUUGCUUCAACAACUGUCAAAAAGAUUGUAUCACCCCAAACAACAGAGGAAGUGACAUUAUGUGUUGUGGUCUGUGGAGACAGAUUGAACGAAGCAUUGACGAUGCUGAAAUCAGCUUUGGUUUUCACAAAUAGACCUCUACAAUUCAUUGUUAUAGCAGAGAACAAUUUGAUUCCUGCAUUUAAUGAGAAAUUGGCAGAAUGGAAGCUGAUGUCGAACAAAACUUUUGACUUUAUAGUCAAAUCUAUUACUUUCCCAGAAGGAAGCGAUGCAGUAAUGUGGAAGAAAUUGUUUAAACCUUGCGCUGCUCAAAGAUUGUUUUUACCUUCUGUUUUGAAUGACACGGAUGCUGUACUUUACGUGGAUACAGAUACUUUGUUCUUAGCUCCACCAGAAAAAAUUUGGGAUGAAUUUAAGAAGAUGAAUACCAGUCAAUUGGCAGCUUUGAGCCCGGAACAUGAAGAUCCUAACACAGGAUGGUAUAACAGAUUUGCAAAGCAUCCAUAUUAUGGAAAAUUAGGUGUAAAUUCAGGUGUGAUGUUGAUGAAUUUAACAAGAAUGAGAGAAUUUAGGUGGAUAGAAUAUGUGAUACCCAUACACAAGGAAUACAAAUUGAAGAUAACAUGGGGGGAUCAAGACAUAAUAAACAUUAUAUUUCAUUAUCAUCCUGAAAAACUUUACGUGUACUCGUGCAGAUAUAAUUAUAGACCCGAUCAUUGUAUGUACAUGCCUGUUUGUACCAAGGCAGAAAAAGAAGGAGCUCUAGUUUUACAUGGCUCUAGAGGCACGUUUCAUUCGCAGAAGCAGCCACCUUUUAAAGCUGUCUAUAAAGCAAUUCAAGAAUAUCAAUUAAAUACAGAUCCGUAUGAUUAUUUAUUAGUGCCAAUGAGAAAUUAUUUAGCUCUGGAACACAGAUCUAACUGUGGCAAAGUAUGGAAAGCAUUCAUAAUUCAGCCUGAACUACAUUUAGGUCAGCAAUAAUAUUUAAAAGUCUUUCCUAUUAUUAUAAGGCUAUAUAGAUAUUGUACACAUACGAUAAAACAAUAACGCGUAGAACAUAGCUAUUUCAAUACAGCACCCCCUUCUAUAACUUAUUGAAACGUACUAUCAAUUUUUAUAUACAGGGUGUUUCACGUAACAGUUUUCACGAUUUUUCAGUGUGUACUUGCGAUAAUCUGACAAAAAAAUAUUUUAAACAAAAGUUGAUCAGUUUUCGGUAUAUAUUAC
Molecule: messenger RNA, 1920 nt
Organism: Hylaeus anthracinus
Lineage: Eukaryota; Metazoa; Arthropoda; Insecta; Hymenoptera; Colletidae
Gene: shams
Product: glucoside xylosyltransferase 1
Exons: 2
Coding region: 577-1674 (365 amino acids)
Biological process (GO): protein O-linked glycosylation via N-acetylgalactosamine
Molecular function (GO): UDP-xylosyltransferase activity
Source: RefSeq, a predicted model, not a curated record